Botrytis porri is the source of this 1017-nucleotide messenger RNA. RefSeq lists its product as uncharacterized. Gene Ontology annotation, molecular function: NAD binding; oxidoreductase activity, acting on the CH-OH group of donors, NAD or NADP as acceptor. Lineage: Eukaryota; Fungi; Ascomycota; Leotiomycetes; Helotiales; Sclerotiniaceae. The coding region runs from base 1 to 1017 and encodes 338 amino acids. The transcript has 2 exons. The record is from RefSeq and is a predicted model, not a curated record.
AUGUCCAUCCCCCCUCCCCCAACAGGCGAAACCAUCAUCUACCUAGACUCCAACUACCACCCCCUCCCCCUUGACUUCUUCCCCUCCCCACACACCUACACCCCCUACCCGCACACGCCCCUUCCCCUCAUCGCCCCCCGCAUUCUCCCCGCAACCAUCCUCCUCACCUCCCUCUGCCCCCUCACCCGCACCACUCUCUCCCUCCUCCCCCCCUCCCAGCUAAAACUCAUAAUCAUCACCUCCGUCGGCACCAACCACGUCGAUCUGGCCUACUGCGCAGAAAACAAUAUCCAAGUCUCCAACAUGCCCGACACGAAUACGGAGACGGUAGCGGAACACGCGAUGGCGCUUUAUUUUGCGGUCAAGAGGGAUGUGGUGAGUUUGCAUGAGUGGACGAUGAGGGGGGAGGAAUGGGGGAGGGUGGGAACGGGGAUUCUGGGUAUGAAUACUUGGGAGGGGGGUGGCGCGAGGAGUUGUAAGAGGGAGGUGGUGGGGAUUGUGGGGGGUGGGAAGAUUGGCCUCGCAAUCUCCAACCUCUGCACCGCCCUCGGCAUGAAAGUCCUCAUCUCGGAGCGCAAAUCCCUCCCGCAAUCCCAAGCCCGCGUCGGCCGCACUGCUUUCUCCACCAUCCUCACUCAAUGCACCACCAUAAUUCUCUCCUGUCCCCUCUCCCCCUCAACCCAAAAUCUCAUUUCCUCACCUGAACUAUCGUUGAUGCGUCGCGAUGCGAUUCUCAUUAAUGUAGCGCGCGGUGGAGUAGUUAAUGAAGCGGAUUUAGCGAGAGCGUUGGAUAGUGGGGAGAUUUUGGGAGCGGCGACGGAUGUUUUUGAGAGGGAACCGGCGGAGAAGGGUGGGAGUCCGUUGGUUAGAAAGGAGGGAGAAGAGAGAGUGAGGAAUUUGAUUGUUAGUCCUCAUGUGGCUUGGUUUGGGAGGGAUAGUCAAGAGAAGUGUGUUAAGGCUAUUGCGGAGAUUUUUGAGGGGUAUUUGAAGGGGGAGAAGAUUAAUUGUGUGGUUUAA